CUGCGGGAAAAAAAGUGGGGCCAAAAUGUUCCUCGUCCUGGUACUGGGGCUCUACGUGGCCGCGGGUGGACUUUUCUCCCCGGUGAGGGGCUGCCCGUCCCAGUGCAGCUGUUUUUACCACAACCUGAGUGACGGCUCCAAGGCCAGGAGUGUGAUUUGCAAUGACCCCGAGAUCUCGCUGGUGCCUGUCGGGUUCCCGGUGGACACGUCCAAGCUUCGUAUCGAGAAGACCGCCAUCCAGCGGAUACCGAGCGAAGCCUUCAACUACCUCUCGGGUUUGGAGUUCUUGUGGAUGUCCUUCAACGCGCUGUCCGUGCUGGGCGCCGACAGCUUCCGCGGACUCUUCAACCUGGAGGAGCUGCGCCUGGACGGCAACGCGCUGGCCGCCUUCCCUUGGGAGUCGCUCACUGACAUGCCCAGUCUGAGACUUCUGGACUUGCACAACAACCAGCUCACCUCGCUUCCGGUGGAGGCCACCACACACAUCAGGAACCUCACCUACCUGGACUUGUCCAGCAACAGUUUGCUGACGCUGCCCAUCUCCGUGCUGGCCAACUGGCUUGCGGCCAAACCCGUCCAAGGGCCCGAGAGCUCCAAAAUGAUCCUGGGUCUCCAUGACAACCCUUGGGCGUGCGACUGUCGCUUGUACGACCUGGUCCAGUUCCAGAAGUCUCCCACUCUGGCUGUGGCGUUCAUCGACACCAGGUUGCGUUGCUCUUCCCCUGAGAGUGUGUCGGGCGUCCUUUUCAGCGAUGCCGAGCUGCGACGUUGUCAGCCCCCGCAAAUCCACACGGCCGUGGCGCGGGUCCGAAGCGCCGUCGGAAAUAAUGUCCUGCUCCGGUGCGGGACCAUCGGGGUGCCCAUUCCUGACCUGACGUGGCGGAGGGCGGAUAAGCGAGUUCUGAAUGGAACGGUCCAGCAGGAAACAUCCAAAGAUGGCAUCACCUGGUCCAUCCUCAGUGUUCCAGGCGUGUCCUAUCGCGAUUCCGGGAAAUACAUAUGCAAAGCGACAAACUACGCCGGGAACGCCGAAGCUGUCAUUUCUUUAGUGGUAUCCAAUUCUCCAAAACAGGAAGGCAAUCAAACCGGCAAUGAGAAGAAGGCCAAAGUGAAAAAAUCCAACCCGGUUGGAAAAGCAGCUUACCAGGAGAAACUGGUAGCCCGAUACGUGGUGCCAACCUCCAUCCCUACGUCUCCUCCGCCGGUCUUGGAUCCUGUCCUUCCACUUGAAAUUGCCGACCCCAGUUUGGACAAUCCCGGUCCUUCCCCCGACCCGUCUCCAUCGUCCAACUCAGACACGCUGCUGGAUCUGGAAAAGACCAACCUCAGCAACCUGGCUGCAAACACCUCAUCUCUCCAGCAAGACCCAGACCGGGUGGUCCGCUCAGUGAAGGUAGUAGGGGACACGGACAAUACAAUCUCCCUCAACUGGCGAGCUCCCAAGGCCAAGAACACGACGGCCUUUAGCGUUCUAUAUGCCGUGUUCGGGGAGAGAGACAUGAGGAAGAUCAAUGUGGGGGCGGGCCAGAAUAGGGUGACCAUCGAAGGCCUCGUGCCCAGAACCAAGUACAUCGCCUGCGUAUGCGUGAGGGGGCUCAUACCCAAGAAGGAACAGUGUGUCAUCUUCUCCACGGAUGAGGCAGCCAGCGCGACUGGCACCCAGAAGCUGAUCAAUGUGAUCGUGAUCACCGUGGCUUGCAUCAUCGCCGUACCCCUCACCGUCAUCGUGUGUUGCGGCGCCCUGAAGAGACGCAUCCAGAAGUACUGGGGUAAAAAAUCCAAGGACAUCCAAGAUUCCUAUGUGACCUUUGAGACAUUGUCACCCGGCACCAAAGCCAAAGGGCUAGAAGGGGAAUACUUGAACAGACUUAACCCGGAAGAGUCUAAUAGAUUGCUGUCGGCCCGCUCCAGCCUUGACUCGGAGGCCACGGCUAAAAUCGAAGGACAGCCUAACGAGUACUUCUGCUGA
Messenger RNA from Syngnathus typhle (broad-nosed pipefish), 1969 nucleotides. It is a transcript of the gene lrit1a, whose product is annotated as leucine-rich repeat, immunoglobulin-like and transmembrane domains 1a. The coding region runs from base 26 to 1969 and encodes 647 amino acids. Gene Ontology annotation, cellular component: endoplasmic reticulum membrane. Gene Ontology annotation, molecular function: protein binding. The record is from RefSeq and is a predicted model, not a curated record. The transcript is spliced from 4 exons. NCBI's taxonomy places the organism in Eukaryota, Metazoa, Chordata, Actinopteri, Syngnathiformes, Syngnathidae.